AAAAUAUUUGCCACGUUGCCGAGUGUGGAGUAUAGCCCUUCAUAACACGUAUGGUAAUCCACAAUAGCAGAAUUCUCUCCUACAAUUACUACGUUGUUUCAGUUUGACAUCUUCAAAUACUGCUGCUUCAUUCCUGGUUUAUGAGAGAAAAUACUGGUACGACAAGCUCGAGGAAAGAGGUAAAAUGAAAGUCAAAGACGUUAACAGAACAGCAAAUAUUGCAUGGAGUCCUGCACCCCAAUACCCAAUCUACUUAGCAGCAGGAACGGCUGCCCAGCAGCUUGAUGCUACAUUCAGCACCAAUGCUGCACUUGAGAUAUUUGCCCUUGACUUGUCAAGUAGUGACAGAGAAAUGCCACUCAAAGGAACCGUGGCAUCAGAACAAAGGUUCCACAAACUGGUGUGGGGCUCCCAUGGUAUGGAAUCUUCCAGUUCAUCGUCAGGCCUUUUGAUUGGUGGAAGUGACAAUGGUGUGAUUAGUAUCUAUGAUCCAACUAAGAUUCUAUCUGGAGAUACUGAUGACUCAAUGGUUUUUCAAUCAACUAAACAUACAGGACCUGUGCAAGCUUUGGACUUCAACCCAUUUAAGACAAGUCUAUUGGCAUCUGGAGCUAGUGAUUCUGAAAUUUAUAUCUGGGAUUUGACAAACCCUAGCAACCCUCUUACACCAGGAAGUAAGACUUUACCACCUGAUAACAUCAGUUGUGUCGCAUGGAACAGACAGGUGCAGCACAUUUUGGCCUCAGCUUCUCCUUGUGGCCGCUGUGUUGUGUGGGAUCUGAGGAAGAAUGAACCAAUUAUUAAAGUCAGUGAUCAGAGUGCAACAAUUCGAUGUAAAGCAGUUGAAUGGCAUCCAGAUGUGGCGACACAGAUGAUUUUAGCUUCAGAAGAUGACAGAUAUCCAGUUAUUCAGAUGUGGGAUCUUCGAUUUGCUACAUCUCCCAUGAAGGUGCUUGAGGGACAUCAGAGGGGAAUCCUGUCAAUAGCUUGGUGCCCACAAGAUCCCGACUUACUCAUGAGUUGUGCAAAGGACAAUCGUAUUCUUUGUUGGAAUCCUAAUACCCAAGUCGUAGGAGAAGAGAUUGUUUAUGAGUUGCCAACUACAGCUCAGUGGAGUUUUGAUGUUUCUUGGUGUCCAAGGAAUCCUGCUAUGGUGUGUACCACAUCUUUUGAUGGGCACGUCAGUGUCUUCUCUCUCAUGGGUGGAGGUGCCUCUGGACAAGAUAUUCAACAACAAAAAGUAAUGAGUUCUUUUGAUGCGGAUGACCCAUUUAUGUCUCAAAUCCAUCAAGCUCAGCAACAACAACAACAAUUGCAGCAACAGAAAGCAGCACCAACCAGUGCCCCGUUAAAAAAACCUCCAAAGUGGCUACGUAGGCCUUGUGGAGCCACAUUUGCUUUUGGUGGAAAGCUGAUAACUUUUGGGUAUUCAAAAGAAUCACCAUCCACUCAGGUCAACAUUAGUCAGGUUACUACAGAACAGGAACUAGUAGGCAGGUCCCAUGAAUUGGAGGGAGCACUGGCUUCAGGAAGUUUCAUGCAGUACUGUAGUGCUAAGGUGGAGAGCAGUACACAUGAGCUGGAGCGAACACUGUGGAGUUUCCUGAAGAUAAACUUUGAAAGAGAACCUCGCAGACAUUUCCUAACACUUCUGGGCUAUGAUCCAGUGGAGCUAUCAAAAAAGGAAGCAAGUGGGAAAACAGGGGAAGGUGUGUUCUCAAGUGGAGCAAGUACACCCUCAGUUGCAGAAUCUAAGACUCCACUGUCAGAGGCUGGAAGUUUAAAUGAAGGUGCUGCAGCCUUUGAUGCUAUUGCUGCUGGAGGACCUUUGUCAGUAGACACAGGGUCUGAGAUUGGAGUUGGUGAAGUUGUGAAUCCACGACUACCUUUCCAGAUUCCUACAGAUGAUGAUAUUGAUGGUCUCAUCACUCAAGCACUGCUGACUGGAAAUUUUGAAGCAGCUGUGGAUGUGUGCCUUCAUGCUGAUAGAAUGGCUGAUGCCUUCCUUCUUGCUAUCGCUGGUGGUCCAGAUCUCUUGGCCAGAAUUCAAACAAGAUACUUUGAGAAGAGCAAGAGUAAUGUUGCAAGGCUGAUGUCAGUUGUUGUGAACCGUGACUGGCGUGACAUAGUUGAGAGCUGUGUGUUGGAAAACUGGAGAGAAGCACUUGCAGCUCUUGUGACAUAUGCCAAAGCUGAAGAGUUCACUGCCCUGUGUGAUCUGCUGGGACAGAGACUGGAGCAGGAAGGUGAUAAACACUGUGCUAAUGCCAUGGUCUGCUACAUUUGUGCUGGAAAUGUGGAGAAGUUCGUAUCCUGUUGGUCUAGAAACAUGCCAGCUGAACCUUCUCCCCUUGCUCUUCAGGAUUUGAUUGAAAAAGUCAUGAUCUUAAAGAAAGCAGUAGAAAGGGAACGUCGACUUUUGAUUGACAGUGGAUCAUCUGUUCUGGCAGAAAAACUCAGCAAAUAUGCAGAGAUUUUAGCAUCUCAGGGUUGCUUGGAGACUGCUAUGGGUUACUUGAUGACUGUGAAUGAUCAGGCAAACCUGGGUGUUCUUAAAGAUCGCCUGUACACUGCACAGUAUCCAAGUCAUCUUGCUACUGCUACAGCUCCACCACCAUUCCCAUUCCAAAGGAUUGAUGUCCAAGCAGAGCCUCUCCCUCAGGUUCAGAAUCAUGCCCAGUUUCAACAACAGCAAAGUUAUAGUGUCCCUACACAACAGCGACAACAACACCAGCAACAGCUCUACCAACCACAGCAGCGGCAGCAACCCUCACCAGUAUCUACACCUACUUAUCAACCCCCAAUGCCACCACAAAACACCCAGUUCUAUAAUCCAGCUGCUUACCAACCACAGGCAUCCCAACCACAGACAUCCCAACCACCUUCAGUCUCUCAGCCAUCUUUCAACCAGCCUCCUCCUCCUCCUCCUUCUCAGACACCUUACUACAGUGGCCCACCACAGCCGUCACCCCCUUCCAAUCAGCAGCAGGCUUCAUGGUCUCAACCCCCACCAGUAUCAAUGUACCAACCACAACCAACAAACACCACACCAACACAGGUCCCAACGCAGGUGCCAACACAGGCCCAGUUUGGUACUCAGAUGCUAAUGAAAGGUCAACAACAGCAGCAGCCUCCAGUGCAGAUUUUCAAUCCCGGUAGUUCAAUCACACCUGGUGCACCAUAUUCAGGCCCUCCCCCAACUGGAGCACCUUCAGUUGUCCCUCCUUCACAAGCGCCCUCUGCAGCCCCACCUUCAACUGGUCCACCUCCAACUGAACCACCUCCACUCACAGGGGCCUGGAAAGACACUCACAUGAUGAGAGCCAAGAAGCACCAGAUGUCAAAUCCAAUCCUUGAGGGUCUACAUGAAAUAGCCCAGGCUUGUCAAGGAGGGGACUACCCCCGUGGUCUGAUGGCACAUACAAGGCUCAUAUCCAGCGGUAGUUUUUCGGAAAUCAGCACGUUUAUGCCUGGGCUCAAGUCUCUAAUGCAGAUAGCCACACAAUUACGUGUUUAAUGAUAUCUGCUGUUUAGAAAUAUUAGAACUGUUUCCACUUAAAAACGAUUUCACAGAAGAGUCAGCACGUGACCCUAACCCUUAUUACGAUGUGGUGUGGACGUUGUGUCCUCAGUACUGGAAUACUCUAUAAAUUACUCCUCAUUGCGCAUGCCCUGUUUGCAGGGCUUUUGAUUGAUAAGAUUUGGACGUGAGAAAGAAGGGAAAGAGGGUGUUCUGGGUGAGGAUCUGUUGUGAAGUUAAGGAAAUCUCUAUCGCUCAUGCAAUCAGCAAAAUUUAAAUUUACUGAAGGUGGAUAGCAGAAAAGGAGAGCCUCCAAAAAAGUGUCGCCAAGUGUAUUUCUUCUGCUGAUCAAAGGAACAGGGAACUAGAAAAAGAUACGUAAAGAAGAUUACAAGUUUCAAAGUAAAUUAUGAAUAUAAUUUUUUCACUUUUUCCAGAAAGGUGACAUAGAGGAUAUGGCCGUGCAACCCUUUAGAUUUUAGGUCUGUUUCUUUAUUCCUCUCGUGGAGAAAACUUUUAAAUCGAAAGGAACUUGCGAAAGUGAUCAUUAUUUGACAGAUAAUCUGCAGCGGUAAGGUCACACUUUAAUUUUGGAAAUUUGGAAAGAACCCUUUUUUCAAACAAUCUUUGAUUCAAAGCCAGUCAAAAAGGAGAGAUUGUGAAAUGUUCGGUGAUGAUUGCGCUCCGAAAGAUAUGCGUUAACUGGUAUAUUUUUAGAGUUCUUCUCAAUUACAGAUCAUGUUCAACUUGAA
Messenger RNA from Stylophora pistillata, 4272 nucleotides. Its product is annotated as protein transport protein Sec31A. Gene Ontology annotation, molecular function: structural molecule activity; protein binding. Gene Ontology annotation, cellular component: endoplasmic reticulum exit site; COPII vesicle coat. Lineage: Eukaryota; Metazoa; Cnidaria; Anthozoa; Scleractinia; Pocilloporidae. The record is from RefSeq and is a predicted model, not a curated record. Gene Ontology annotation, biological process: endoplasmic reticulum to Golgi vesicle-mediated transport; endoplasmic reticulum organization; COPII-coated vesicle cargo loading.